Molecule: messenger RNA, 342 nt
Organism: Protopolystoma xenopodis
Lineage: Eukaryota; Metazoa; Platyhelminthes; Monogenea; Polystomatidea; Polystomatidae
Source: the annotation of a GenBank genome assembly
AUGCGUCAGCUGCUCUUUGAGGCCGUCAACCUCAUCAAACCAGACGAAAAUGGUCUCCUACCGACUGAAGCUCCUCGAGCCUUUUCUAUGCCCACAUGGCGUAAUCCCCUCUCUAGCUUAGGACUUGUAGAUCCUUAUGUACCAUCGGCACGUGUUGCUCGGCUUCUUCUACACUUGUCCGUUGGGAAGAUGGGCUCGGCCGACGAAGCAUCCUCUCUUGGAACCACGCCCCGGAGCCAGCUUGAGCUUGAAGAAGAGCCUUGCAAGGAUAUGAAUUUGAGGCCCGGUCGGCCAGAUGAAGACAGCCAUGGCGAAGUGUUCAUAGUUAAGGGUGAGUCUUAG